AUGAUAUUCUCACGAUCAGGGCGAUCAGUUUUUCCCCUUCUCCCCCCAUAUGGGGCACACGAUCCGAAUGACGGGCGCAUAGUCCCAUCAAACCCGGACGGACUUACUCCUUAUCUUGGCUUGCGAGCUCGACUGUCACAAGUAUGGAUCAAUCUCUGGACGAUGUUGUUGCUACUUGUGCUCGUCCGAGUACUUAUGGCAACCUCGGGCGUGAACAACGACAUGUCAAGUGCAAAAAGAGAAGCUCUAUCUGCUUGUACAUCGGUGGAAUCGAUGGGCAGUGCGAUGGCGUCCAUGCCGCAUUACCUUUCCCAAGGCGUCAAUGAACUUACCGCUUCGGGCAUCUCGGAGGCGGUCCACGGACUGCGAUCAAUGCUGCUAUUGACCAUCACGGGCGUGGAAGAGCUCAUUCUUUUCGUCAUCAAAAUGAUGUACCAGACAUAUUUGUGCCUUAUCACACUGGCUGUGCGCGCAACUGUAUCGGUGACAACCGGGCUGAUUGAAGAUGUCCUCGAUGGACUGAACAGCACUCUACACGAAAUCAGCAGCGGUCUUACAAAAACCGCGGAUAACUUCGAGGGUGUACUCCAGGAGAUCACAGACACAGUCAAUGGGGCUUCCAAGCUCCUGGGUGCCAAGAUCCCGACAUUGGAUCUGAACAGCACUAUCGAUUCAGUCAAAAAUAUCAACCUUUCUAUCCCAUCAGGGAUAGAUGAGAAGCUCAAUAAACUUAACAGCUCAAUUCCUACUUUCGAGACAGUCCAAAACGAGACCGAAAAUAUCAUUCGGCUUCCCUUCGAAGAAGUUAAGAAGCUGCUCAACAUCCACCUGGGAAAUUACACAUUCGACAGCUCAGGCUUGCCUGUUCCCGCAAAGAAGCAGCUGACAUUCUGCAAUGAUAAUGAUGGUAUCAACGGAUUCUUUGACGGGGUCGGAGACGUCGUCUCCACUGCCAAAAAGAUCUUCAUUGCUGUUCUGGUCGUGGCUGCAAUUCUGGCCUGCGUUCCCGUGGCAUGGCAGGAAAUCCGACGCUGGCGGCACAUGAAUGAACGCUCACAGCUGGUGCGCAAGGACACUCACGAUCCAAUGGAUGUUGUUUAUAUCGUCUCAAGGCCUUACUCUGCUGCUGCAGGUAUCAAGGCUGCCAGUCAUUUCAGCAACAGUCGUCGGCAAAUUCUGGUUCGCUGGGCCAUAGCCUAUGCUACCUCAUCAACUGCGCUGUUGGUUCUGGCCCUCGCCCUCGCUGCCCUUUUCGCCUGUUUGUGUCAAUACAUAUUGCUCAGGGAAAUUUCCAAGACAGUCCCAGCACUGACUACCGAGGUUGGUGCUUUUGCUGAUAAAGUUGUCGACUCACUUCAAAAUGCUUCAGCGGACUGGGCAAACGGCGCCAACAAGAUUAUCACUGAUUUUGAUGAUGAUCUGAACAACAAUGUGUUUGGCUGGGUAAAUACAACCACCGGUGCAAUCAACGGAACCCUCGAGGCGUUCAUCAACAAGACAAACGGCGUCUUAAGUGAAGCUUUCGGCGAUACUCUUCUUUACGUGCCGAUCAAGGGCAUCUUCGACUGUCUAAUUGAAAUGAAAGUCGAGAGUGUGCAAAAAGGUCUAACGUGGGUCAGCGACCAUGCUCACAUUGAAUUCCCCCUGCUACCAAACGACACGUUUUCUCGCGGCGCGAACAGCAGUAUUUCUGGUGACUCCGAUCCAUCAGAGAGCUUCCUAGCCGAUGCCGGCGACGAGACUUCCAACAAGAUCAGCGAAGUUGUGACAUCUGUAAUCAACAAGCUCUACGCCGGUCUCCGCGUCGAAGCUAUUAUUGCCACCUGCAUUCUUCUCCUCUGGGUAAUGAUUGUUCUCAUUGGCGUCGUUCGCGCCAUGGCCCUCUGGUGGGGACGUGAUCGAAAUCGCGGUGAGGGCGGCGGCCAUGCUAUGGAAGCCAUUCCCAACCAUCCUGCCCCGGCCCCAAAUUCAUCCGGAGCUGGCUUCACAGAAGUCCCACUCACGGCUGUACCGAAAGGUUCUCUUGGCUCCAUCAAUGCGAUGCCGCAAUAUGAGACCCCGGUGGGGAGCUCAGUGGCACGGAGUGGAUCUGAAUUUCCUGAUGAGAAGCUAGGGUUUGCAGGGCACAGAAGCUAUCAUCUUGACUCGGCUUCUAUGAGGAAGAGUAACUAUGUUGAAUAUGACGUGAAGCGAUGA
Molecule: messenger RNA, 2196 nt
Organism: Penicillium manginii
Lineage: Eukaryota; Fungi; Ascomycota; Eurotiomycetes; Eurotiales; Aspergillaceae
Gene: prm1
Product: pheromone-regulated protein PRM1
Exons: 1
Coding region: 1-2196 (731 amino acids)
Cellular component (GO): mating projection tip
Source: RefSeq, a predicted model, not a curated record